AUGAAAAAUACACUAUUUUGGUUGAUAUUUUUCACCACUGCAUGGACCUUCAUUGAUGGAUCUGAAAUGGAACAGGAUUUUAUGUGGCACUUGAGGAAAAUACCCCGGGUUGUCAGUGAAAGGACUUUGCAUCUCACCAGCCCCACCUUUGAGGCAGAUGCUAAAAUGGUGUUAAGCAAAGUGUGUGGCAUUGAAUGUCAGAAAGACCUCCCAGCUCCCAACCUUUCUGAACUAGAGGAUUCUCUUUCAUAUGAGACUGUCUUUGAGAAUGGCACUAGAACCCUGACUAGAGUGAAAGUUCAAGAUUUCCUGGAGCCGAUUCAAAAUUUCACCACAAAAGGAGCAUCUGUUAGGAAAAAGAGACAGGUUUAUGGUACUGAUAGUAGAUUUAGCAUCUUGGACAAAAGAUUCUUAACGAAUUUCCCUUUCAGUACAGCUGUGAAGCUCUCCACAGGCUGUAGUGGCAUUCUAGUUUCUCCUAACCAUGUUUUAACCGCUGCCCACUGUGUUCACGAUGGAAAGGACUAUAUCAAAGGGAGUAGAAAGCUAAGGGUAGGAUUGUUGAAAAUGAGAAAUAAACGUGGGGGCAAAAAACGUAGAGGUUCCAAGAGGAGCAGCAGAGCAGCUACUGGUGGCAACGCAAGAGAGGAGACCAAAGAGAACCUGAAGGAGAGAGCCAAAGGUAGAAGAAGAAAAGAACCUGGUCGGGGACAGAGAGCCACUGAUGGGAGGCCUUCCUUCCAGUGGACCCGCGUCAAGAAUACCCACAUUCCAAAAGGCUGGGCAAGAGGAGGUGGGGGGGAUGCCGCCCUAGACUAUGACUACGCUCUUCUGGAGCUGAAGCGUGCUCACAAAAAGAAGUAUAUGGAACUAGGAAUCAGUCCAACUAUCAAGAAGAUGCCAGGAGGAAUGAUCCACUUCUCAGGAUUUGAUAAUGACAGGGAUGAUCAGUUGGUCUAUCGGUUUUGUAGCGUGUCUGAUGAAUCCAAGGAUCUCUUCUAUCAAUAUUGUGAUGCAGAGUUGGGCUCCACUGGCUCUGGGGUUUAUCUGCGUCUGAAGGAGCCAGACAAAAAGAACUGGAAGCGCAAAAUCAUUGCUGUCUAUUCAGGCCACCAGUGGGUGGAUGUCCACGGUGUUCAGAAGGACUACAAUGUGGCCGUACGUAUUACGCCCCUCAAGUAUGCUCAGAUUUGCCUCUGGAUUCAUGGGAAUGAUGCCAAUUGUACUUACGGCUAA
Messenger RNA from Orycteropus afer afer, 1236 nucleotides. RefSeq names its product serine protease 35 (gene PRSS35). The transcript has a single exon. NCBI's taxonomy places the organism in Eukaryota, Metazoa, Chordata, Mammalia, Tubulidentata, Orycteropodidae. Gene Ontology annotation, biological process: proteolysis. Bases 1 to 1236 code for a protein of 411 amino acids. The record is from RefSeq and is a predicted model, not a curated record. Gene Ontology annotation, molecular function: serine-type endopeptidase activity.